CCCAGCUUUCCUUCAGCUCAUUAAAGCUAUAGUCUUUCCUUCGCACCACAUUCUUGUCUUACUUUACCAUCUCAAUAACAACAUCCCAUCAACCAGGCCUGCUAUCCUUCAGCCUUAGCACCUCAACAUCUAACAGCACCCCAACGUCAACGUCCAACACCCAAUGGUCCACCGCCCAGCCGACUCCCGCCUCCUCUCCAACCUCAUCUCGCACGAAAAAGACUACUCCAAAUCGCUCGCCUCCCUCUCCUCCGCCACCCAGCUCUCGCUCUCGUCCUUCUCAGCCUACGCCUCCGCGUCCUCCCCGCUCAUCGCGCGCACCGUCCUCGCGGUCGGCGGUGCGCUCGCGGGCGCGGAUGAGGCAAUGAGGAGGUAUGCGGGGGCGGUGGAGGCGUGGAGGGAGGGGUUGGAGCGGUUGAGGGAGAUGGAGGACGAGGUGGGGAAUGUGAUGCGGGAUCGGGAGAUUCUAGUAACACGACUGAUCAAAGCCUCGAAAAACACGAAAUCUACACGAGAUUCAUUCAUGAACCUCUCCUCCCUCCCCGGCUCUCUCUCCCAAACCUCCCUCUCCUCUUCCUCUUCCCCUCAUUCCCACUCGCAAUACCACAACCCCCUCUCGACAACUUACAAUCCCUCCCCAUCCAACACGAACACGAAACUAACGGCCGCCCAAGCCGAACUCCAAGCCUGCGAAACACAACUCGCAGCAAAAGAAAGAGAGCUGGACGCGAUGCGGAUAAGCGUGAUUAGGGACGGGUUGAGGGUCAGGUGUGCGGCUUUGGGGGAGUGUGGGU
Molecule: messenger RNA, 794 nt
Organism: Stereum hirsutum FP-91666 SS1
Lineage: Eukaryota; Fungi; Basidiomycota; Agaricomycetes; Russulales; Stereaceae
Exons: 2
Biological process (GO): negative regulation of protein kinase activity; eisosome assembly; endocytosis
Cellular component (GO): eisosome filament; plasma membrane
Molecular function (GO): lipid binding
Source: RefSeq, a predicted model, not a curated record